AUGAGCGCACCGACAGAAGCGCUGACGCUCAGCGCGACGCUGUUCCACGCCGACGUGGACGCGUGGCUGCCGGCCGGGUUCGGCGUGCAGCGCCCCGCGGAGGACAAGCAAAAGGACUGGGAGGCGGCGCUGCGCUCCUCGGCCGAGCGGAGCAGCAAGCUUGGGCUCGGGCACCCGGCGCUCGAGGACCCGGUGCAGCGCGCCAAGGCCGCGACUGCGCGCGCGGGCGCCGACGCGAUCGCCAAGCGGCUAAAGGGGCGCAACAAGGCCGACGACGAGGUGCUGUUGCCGGGUGCCGGUGCUGCUGUCGACCACGACGAUGACGACGAGUCGCGCACCAAGAGCGUGGGGAAGAAGAAGCGCGUCGAUCCGUUCGCGACCAAGGCGAAGAAGAAGGGGAAGGCGGAGGUGGUCGAGCACCCCUUGUUGCGGCUCGGAGGCGCGGGGCCCGCAACGACGGCCGUGACUCCCACAGCUGUGACGACGACGACGGCGAAGGCGGCGGCGGCGGCGGCACCAGCAGCAGCAGCGACCAAACCGGCCCCCGCCCCCGCCCCACCAAGCCCCAAAUCCUCGCUCAAGCGACCCCGCGAAGACGACGUCCCCAGCCCCGACGACCGCGUGGCGGCCCUCAAGGCCGCGUCGGGCUCCGCGCCGCCUGCACCUCCCGCCACCGAGCUCAGCAAGACGCAGCUGAGGCGCGCGAACCGCAAAAAGGCCAAGCGCAACAAGAGCAAGGCCGACGAGUAG
Molecule: messenger RNA, 750 nt
Organism: Vanrija pseudolonga
Lineage: Eukaryota; Fungi; Basidiomycota; Tremellomycetes; Trichosporonales; Trichosporonaceae
Exons: 1
Coding region: 1-750 (249 amino acids)
Source: RefSeq, a predicted model, not a curated record